This is a messenger RNA of Cryptomeria japonica (Japanese cedar), 1198 nucleotides long. RefSeq names its product 36.4 kDa proline-rich protein. Lineage: Eukaryota; Viridiplantae; Streptophyta; Pinopsida; Cupressales; Cupressaceae. The record is from RefSeq and is a predicted model, not a curated record. Bases 66 to 902 code for a protein of 278 amino acids. The transcript is spliced from 2 exons.
CCUACUCUAGUGUACCCAUCCUUCAUACAUCUCCUCCUUUCCUAACAGAGAAGAGAAAGAAAAAAAUGAAGGGAAGAGCUUUGUUCGUGAUAUUCAUUGUUCUGGUCUCUACAAUGCCCCCAAGCAUUGCCUGUGGCUAUUGCCCACCACCCAAGGGCGGCUCCGGUGGUGGCCACAAGUCUCCACCUAAGGGAAAACCACCACCCCAUGGUGGCCACAUGUCUCCACCCAAGGUAAAACCACCACCCCAUGGUGGAAGCCCUUCUCACCCAAUGCCACCAGUUGUUAAGCCUCCGCCCCAUGGUGGAAGCCCAUAUCAUCCAGUGCCUCCAGUUGUUAAGCCUCCUCCCUCUGGUGGAAGCCCAUCUCACCCAAUGCCCCCAGUUGUUAAGCCUCCGCCCUCUGGUGGAAGCCCAUCUCAUCCAAUGCCCCCAGUUGUGAAGCCACCUCCGGUCACACCUACUCUCCCUCCCCCAGUUGUGAAGCCACCCACGCCUCCUAGUGGCGGUUACCCUCCCUACACACCCACCCCUCCCUCUGGUGGCAGCCCCAUCAUCCCACCGGUCACCCCUGUCAUCCCACCGGUCACACCCAUCACUCCACCCGGUACACCCGGCACACCACCCGGCUCAUCCGGCCAGACUUGUCCUAAGGACGCUCUCAAGCUGGGUGCUUGUGUUGAUCUGCUUGGAGGGCUUGUGCACAUAGGUAUUGGAGACCCAGCUGCAAAUACUUGCUGCCCACUCUUGCAGGGGCUUGUGGAACUUGAGGCUGCAAUUUGCUUGUGCACAGCAAUCAGACUUAAGCUUCUCAAUCUCAAUAUCUUGCUUCCAAUUGCUCUCCAGCUUCUUGCCACAUGUGGACAGAGUCCCCCUGCAGGCUUCACUUGUCCAGCUAACUGAUCAGGUGAAGCACCUCAACGUUCAGCCAAGACAUGAAGGGAUGUCUAAUCUGAAUUUUUCGGCUUUAUUCAGUCAGUCAAAUAUGUAUGACUGGCAUAAUAACUAUUUGAUCUUUGAAUUUCCAUUAUAUUAGUGUGUACUGUACUGGGCAUACUUCUUUCCAGAAUUUCAAUUCACUGUGUGAAACUGAACACACAUUGUAGUGAAUUCUCCUGGCAAAAAGAUUAUUAUUAUUACGAGUGUUUCUCUCAGAUCAACUUCAAAUUCUGAAUAAAAAUGGCAAUGUAUUCAUCCAA